AGUAUAUAUCAUUCAAGGCCAGGAGCAUUUGAAGUGUCUAACGACCCAACCAUUCGACGAGGCUGAAGAAGAGUCAUACACCUAGGCAUCUAUAGGCUGGACACAUGUUCGAGGAGACGACGUCCAAUCUCGAAGAUGUUGCUGGAAAUGCAACCGGGGAGAACCAAACAUGGCCCCGACCAUUCAAACUCGCCGCUGAACCCACUAUAAACUACAAACCAUAUUGGGAUCACACCUUGUAUCGAGGUCCGAACAACGAGGAAGUCAAGGUGACUUACUGCAAGACCAAAGAACAGUCCGAAAAUGCCGCUCAAGCUUUCUUGGGUGAAGAGUUGGUGGGAUUCGACAUGGAAUGGGUGAUCUCAUACAAGAAGGGAGAGAUACGGGAUCUUCAAGACGAAAUAUCGAUGAUACAGAUCGCCAGCGAGCACCAGAUUGCACUCUUCCAUAUUGGACAGCACGUGGGUAAAACGACAGACGACCUGAUUGCACCAUCAUUACGCAAGAUCAUCGAAAGUCCCAACAUCGUCAAGACGGGGCAUAACAUUAUGUCUGCCGACUGCGGCCGACUGCUCCAGUACUUCGGUAUCACGGCGAAAGGAAUAUUCGAGUUAUGUCACCUUGACUAUCUUGUCACCCAUGGACCGACCGAACCGUCAAGAGUCAACACUGUCAUCAGGAACACGAGCCUUGGGGCGAUGGUGCAGAAGCAUCUCGGAUAUCCGAUGUGCAAGGACGACGACAUACGAAAGUGCAACUGGAGGAGGGAGAUUUACGCCCAUUGGCAACCUCACAAGAAGAGGCUCAAUUAUGCGGCUGCUGAUGCCUAUGCCGGCCCCAUGCUGUAUCAUUGUAUGAAUGCGCAGAGAUUGGCCAUGGAUCCCGUUCCACCUAUGCCACUGCUUGCGGACAAGUACCUGCCUUUCAAGGGAGCGGGGAGGCAAGCUAUUCGCCUGCAUUCAGAUGUUAAGGGUGAAGAGUAUACAACAGCUGAGAAGGUCUUCGCAGUCGCAAAAACCACCAUUGUCCCGACCGAAGAAAAUCAGACCAAUGUUGAAACUAUCGAUUUGACAGCAGAUGGUGGAGGAGUGCAACUUGCUAAUGUUGAGGCAAACAACGGCGAGUCGAAGAAACCCAAGUCCUCAUUCGAAUCGAGUGUGGACCAAGAUCCUUUGAAUGGUACGGAAAUGCUGUUGUAUGACCGAUUAGAGAAUUGUCGCAACGAGCUAGCGAUCAAGCACAACUGCGAACCAUAUGCAGUGACGUCGGUCGCUGCACUCAAAAGGAUGGCACGAACAAGACCAGAUAGCGCCUAUCGUCUCAAGAAGAUUCGCGGUAUAGGAGGGGUCUUCGUUAAUAAGUACGGAGCGGACUUCCUUAGGGUCAUUGCCGCAUUCAAUGACGAAAGCCCCAACGCCCCAGAUCCAGUGCACACCCCUCGGACUGUAUCUACCAUUCAGUUCACGACCCCGCCAGCACAAAGUACCAAGUCACCCGCUCCCAAACUAGAGAAAUCGCCAUUCAAGGAGCUCGACGCGACCGAAAAUGCUCUAUUCGAAGCCCUCAGAUCGAAACGAGCCCAUCUUUCCCGUAUGGACAAUUUACCCGCAUACGUAGUUGCCCAUGAUCUAGUACUCAAGAAUAUUGCGCGUUCUCAGCCACAAGACACUGCAAGUCUCCGCAUGGUCAAGGGCAUAGGACCUAUGAAAUUGGAGAAAUAUGGUUUGCAUUGGCUGGAGGUGAUUGAUACGUUUCUCAAAGCCAACAACCCUCCACCGAGCGUCUCUUUAUCGAAGGCACCGGUCAACGUCAAUGUUCCCGCCAACGCCAAUGCAGCUUCUAUAUAUCCACCGAAGACUCCCAAUAGAGAUACACAUCGGAAUGGCGGACCGUCUGUAGCGCGAACACCACAGCUACAUACAGGUCUAUCAUUCACCUUUGAGAACACAACCCUAGACUCCGGAACAGAUCGUGUGGGUCCUUCCAAGUCGAAAAGAUUAGUUUAUGACGACGACUCGCCCAUCUCAGAUCAAACCUUUCUCUCUAUUGAGAAAACCAUCCUGGACUCCGGAACAAACCGCGUGGGCUCUUCUAAGUCGAAAAGAGUAGUCUAUGACGACGAAUCGCCCACCUCAGAGCAAGAGAUCUUUCUCACCCCUCCAUCGAGGCCCAGUUCCGCUUCAGGUCUCAAGAGAAAGAGGAACAUAUCUGGAUUUUUCGGCGAGAGGGAGGCGAGGAGGUAUUGAGAAUAUCAUCCUCUUAUUAAUUGGCUUCUACUGUUGGGUACAAAAUAGUAGAGCGGAAGAGGUGUCGGAAUAAGCAAGAACUUGAGUUUGAACAUGAACAUGUUUCUGUUCAUUUGUCCUCUCUCU
Molecule: messenger RNA, 2372 nt
Organism: Aaosphaeria arxii CBS 175.79
Lineage: Eukaryota; Fungi; Ascomycota; Dothideomycetes; Pleosporales
Exons: 1
Coding region: 105-2246 (713 amino acids)
Biological process (GO): nucleobase-containing compound metabolic process
Cellular component (GO): cytoplasm; nucleus
Molecular function (GO): nucleic acid binding; 3'-5' exonuclease activity; nucleotide binding
Source: RefSeq, a predicted model, not a curated record